Molecule: messenger RNA, 468 nt
Organism: Pyricularia oryzae 70-15
Lineage: Eukaryota; Fungi; Ascomycota; Sordariomycetes; Magnaporthales; Pyriculariaceae
Exons: 1
Coding region: 1-468 (155 amino acids)
Source: RefSeq, a predicted model, not a curated record
AUGACAUUUCUCGAACAUAAGCAAUUGCCAAUGGGUCAAGGAAAAUAUCCGGUAUCUCCGUUCAUAUCGACGUCGGCCGACCGGAAUUACCUUGUGAAUUAUCUCAUAUCCAAAAGCAGACGAGCCCCCGGCAUCCGCUACGUCUACCAUAUCAACACCAAAGGGAUCGAGAGGAAUUUCUUCGACGCCAACAAGAAGCUCAGCGGCAAGGCCGACCCUGAAACCUUGUCGCGGUUCGCGAACCAGAAGGAAUUCGGAACAACAAAGCAGAUCCCUUGGGGAAACAUUGAAGGAUGGGACACGGUUUUUGGUGAUGGUUCGGUGUACUACAUCUCCAAAGUUGCUUGGCUCUCUGACAUGGCGACAAGAGGAAAGCAAGUAUCACCGUCCCUGCCCAAGCGUCCGAUGUUCAACGACGCUUAUUAUGUCGGGCCCCCCGCCAACACUCUUCCUUAUCCUCCGCAGUAG